CGAACGAGCUCAAUUCGCCGUAUCGAGACACUCGGUGAACUCGGAAACAAACAAAAAUCUAAAAAAAAAGCGCGCGCGACAUCCUCCCACAUCAGCCUACAUUAUUAUACGAGCACGUGUACGGUGUAUCCCCCGCAGCAGUAGUGCGCUGCAGGUACCUACAUACCGGCGCGCGUUUAAAAUUACAAAUCGCGCUGCGGUCGCACAUCGGAGACACUCGACUCUCUCUCUCUCGCACACACGUCGCGCAGAGUCAGAACGAAGUAAGUAGCUCACGAUGCGCCGCCGGAGUCUUUUUUCGGUCCCUCCUCGCCGGUGCUGAUGCAGCGCUGCCAGUAGCAGAGCGCGCGCCGCCUCGGGAGAUUUCGCGAUUUCGAAUUUCCCGGUGGACGCGAUUCUGUCCUCUCCUCUGUAAACAGUGUCGUUGAGUUUACAGUGUCCGCAAGGUUAUACUAGUGCAGGUGGAAUUGUCGAAGGUCCAGGUGCAGAAAUGUCGUUUCGCGUGGUGCGCAGCAGCAAGUUCCGGCACGUCUACGGAACGGCUCUCAAGCGCGAGCAGUGCUAUGACAAUAUCAGGGUGUCCAAGUCCUCCUGGGACUCGACCUUCUGCGCGGUCAAUCCAAAGUUCCUCGCCAUCAUCGUCGAGUCCGCUGGAGGUGGUGCUUUCAUAGUCCUACCACACAAUAAGGUUGGUAGAAUAUCGGCAGACCACCCGCUGGUCGGUGGUCACAAAGGCCCGGUGCUAGAUAUUGCUUGGUGCCCGCACAAUGACAAUGUCAUCGCCUCUGGAUCCGAGGAUUGUGUUGUCAAAGUUUGGCAGAUCCCGGAUGGUGGAAUUUCCAGGACAUUGACCGAAUCCGUGGUGGAUCUGCAACUCCACCAGAGGAGAGUUGGACUGGUUCUGUGGCAUCCUACGGCACUUAAUGUACUACUCACAGCUGGCUCUGAUAAUCUCGUGAUUAUUUGGAAUGUUGGUACUGGAGAGGCUGUUGUCAAAAUUGAUUGCCAUCCGGAUGUAGUUUACUCUGCCUGUUGGAACUGGGAUGGCUCGAGCUUAGUUACUACUUGCAAAGAUAAGAAAAUAAGGAUCAUCGAGCCAAGAACAGGAAAAAUUGUGGAAGAGGCUAUUGCUCACGAAGGUAGCAAAGCCACAAGGGCCAUAUUUUUAAGAGGUGGAUUGAUCUUUACAACAGGGUUCAGUAAAAUGUCAGAAAGGCAGUAUUCUCUGCGAGCCCCAGAUAUGCUUGCAGAGCCAAUUGUCAUGGUGGAACUGGACACUAGCAAUGGAGUGAUGUUUCCUCUCUAUGACCCUGACACAAAUUUAGUUUAUCUCUGUGGCAAGGGAGACUCGGUCAUUCGCUACUUCGAGAUAACUCCUGAACCGCCAUUCGUCCAUUAUAUCAAUACCUUUCAAACGCCAGAUCCUCAAAGAGGAAUUGGUAUGAUGCCUAAGCGCGGCUGUGAUGUUAACAGUUGCGAAAUUUCGCGAUUUUAUCGACUGAAUAACUCUGGCUUCUGUCAAGUCAUAUCUAUGACUGUACCAAGAAAGUCUGAACUGUUUCAAGAAGACUUGUAUCCAGAUACUCCUGGAGACACUGCCGCAAUCACAGCAGAAGACUGGGAAGCUGGUAAGGAUGCUGAGCCUAUCCUUAUUUCACUGAGGGAUGGCUAUCAACCAACCGCGUCGAAAAAUGAUCUUAAAGUUCAUAAGAAAGCUAAUGUGUUAAGUAAAGGAGCUAAAGUAGGUGCCAACUCUACCAGUGGUGGUGGCGCAGCACCGGCGUCGGGUGUUUCUGAGGACAUACUCAAAGAAUUCUCUGAAGAAAUUCGCAAACUCAAAGCCAUGAUCGUCAAGCACGAAGGACGAAUUCGGGUACUGGAGUCUGCUGUGGCGCUACAAAUGAAAGAACAAGACAGAAACGAAAAGUCUUCCUCGCCUGUAGAUAAGGAGUCACUUGCAUCAGAUGAAGUUUGAUCCAGCUAGCGGUUAUAUUUUUAUAUCCUUACCCACGGAAACCAUUUAAUUGUGUAAUAAAUGAAACGUGCGUAUUAUAUUUUGAUAUGAUAGCUGUGUAUAUACUAGGUAACUUAGCAUAGUAGCGUGCUCCAAAAUCAUCGACAGUUAUUUAUUGUACAUCCAGCGUCUUGUAUUUUUUUUUCUUUAGUUCUGUCUUUCUUUUUCUGCUUCUAUUCUCCCCUUAUUCUCUUCAUUCAUCUACAUAUUCACAUUUUUAUAAUCUUUUACAUGAUUUACCAUAAUAAUAUAUCGAAUCACUCAUCGUUACCUGUUAAUAGGAUUUACGUUUAUGUUACAUUUUAGUGUUAUGUUAUUUUUUGAGAUUUUUAUGUACAUGUGCGCGCGCCUUGGAGGAAAAACUUUUCACAAAACAUGAGUGCCUUAAUUUGUACAGAAAAAAUCUACUGUAAAAUAACAAAUCUAACAAGCGAUUGUUCUAUACUGAUUAUACUUGACAUUUGAAGCCCGUUAAAACUGUUGUGAAUUGUCUCAUAAUCAUAUUUUAUACAAUGUGUAAAGAUAUAAAGUUUUACUGUAUUUUUCGAGGUUUUUAAAAGAGAAAUGUUACUCGUUCGAGCUACGUAUAUUUGAUAUAUGGUUGACAAUUCAUGAUGAGAAACAAAAUUUACUCCCUUGUCUCGUUAAAAAUGCAAGAAAAAAUAAAAAUUAUUUUAAAAAA
Nasonia vitripennis (jewel wasp) is the source of this 2696-nucleotide messenger RNA. RefSeq names its product coronin-6 (gene coro). Gene Ontology annotation, molecular function: actin filament binding. Gene Ontology annotation, biological process: actin filament organization. The record is from RefSeq and is a predicted model, not a curated record. The coding region runs from base 491 to 1975 and encodes 494 amino acids. Lineage: Eukaryota; Metazoa; Arthropoda; Insecta; Hymenoptera; Pteromalidae. The transcript has 6 exons.